Molecule: messenger RNA, 3726 nt
Organism: Saccharomyces paradoxus
Lineage: Eukaryota; Fungi; Ascomycota; Saccharomycetes; Saccharomycetales; Saccharomycetaceae
Gene: SLA1
Product: cytoskeletal protein-binding protein SLA1
Exons: 1
Coding region: 1-3726 (1241 amino acids)
Biological process (GO): actin cortical patch assembly; regulation of actin filament polymerization
Cellular component (GO): nucleus
Molecular function (GO): ubiquitin binding; identical protein binding; cytoskeletal protein binding
Source: RefSeq, a predicted model, not a curated record
AUGACCGUGUUUCUGGGCAUCUAUAGGGCCAUCUAUGCCUAUGAGCCGCAGACACCAGAAGAACUGGCCAUCCAAGAAGACGAUCUGUUGUACCUACUACAGAAGUCAGAUAUUGAUGAUUGGUGGACAGUAAAGAAAAGAGUCAUUGGUUCCGAUAGCGAAGAACCUGUAGGCCUAGUGCCUUCCACUUACAUUGAAGAAGCUCCCGUUUUGAAAAAGGUAAGAGCCAUUUAUGAUUACGAACAGGUGCAAAAUGGUGAUGAAGAAUUAACCUUUCACGAAAAUGACGUUUUUGAAGUAUUCGAUGACAAAGAUGCUGACUGGCUGUUGGUUAAAUCUACCGUUUCUAACGAAUUCGGCUUCAUUCCAGGUAACUACGUUGAACCAGAUAAUGGGUCCACUCCUAAGCAGGAACAGGCCCCGGCUGCCGCCGAAAUUCCUGCAGCUACUACUGCAGCCGUUCCUACUUCUGGUGCUGUACUACCUACCAGCUUUUUGCCACCUCCUCAACAUAAUGAUAGAGCGCGCAUGGUGCAAAGUAAGGAGGACCAAGUUCCAGAUGAAGAUGAAGAGGGACCUCCUCCUGCUAUGCCUGCAAGACCAACGGCUACCACCGAAACUACUGAUGCUACCGCUAUGGGUUCUCGAUCUCGUACAAGACUAUCAUACGGCGAUAACGAUAAUGACGAAGAAGAGGAUGAUUACUAUUACAACAGCAACAGCAUUGGAAACCACGAAUACAACACAGAGUAUCACUCUUGGAACGUCACCGAAAUCGAAGGUAGGAAAAAGAAAAAGGCCAAGCUAUCAAUCGGUAACAACAAAAUAAACUUCAUACCCCAAAAGGGAGCUCCUCAUGAAUGGUCAAUUGAUAAACUGGUCUCUUACGAUAACGAAAAGAAACACAUGUUCUUAGAAUUUGUUGACCCAUAUAGAAGUCUUGAAUUGCACACCGGUAACACCACUACGUGUGAAGAGAUCAUGAAUAUUAUUGGUGAAUAUAAAGGUGCUUCCCGCGAUCCCGGGUUGAAAGAAGUUGAAAUGGCUUCCAAAUCCAAAAAGAGAGGUAUUGUGCAAUAUGACUUCAUGGCUGAAUCACAGGACGAAUUGACCAUAAAGUCAGGCGACAAAGUUUACAUCCUAGAUGAUAAAAAAUCUAAGGACUGGUGGAUGUGUCAACUGGUUGAUUCAGGGAAAAGCGGUCUCGUUCCCGCACAGUUUAUUGAGCCUGUUCGUGACAAAAAACAUACUGAAUCGACGGCAAGCGGUAUCAUCAAGUCCAUCAAGAAAAAUUUCACGAAAUCUCCAUCUAGGUCGAGAUCUAGAUCGAGGUCUAAAUCCAACGCCAAUGCCAGUUGGAAAGAUGAUGAAUUGCAAGACGAUGUUGCUACUACUGCUGCCGGUAAGAGGUCAAGAAAAAGUUCAUUGUCCUCUCACAGGAAAAACUCUUCGGCGGCCAAAGACUUCCCCAAUCCAAAGAAAUCGCGUUUAUGGGUUGAUAGAAGUGGUACUUUCAAAGUGGAUGCAGAAUUCAUUGGAUGUGCUAAGGGUAAAAUUCAUUUACACAAGGCUAAUGGUGUCAAGAUUGCUGUCGCCGCUGAUAAACUAUCUAAUGAAGAUUUGGCGUAUGUGGAGAAAAUUACAGGCUUUUCCUUAGAGAAAUUUAAGGCUAAUGAUGGGACUUCUUCCCGUGGCACUGAUUCAAGAGACUCUGAAAGAGAAAGAAGAAGGAGAUUGAAGGAGCAAGAGGAAAAAGAACGUGAUAGAAGACUGAAAGAACGUGAAUUAUAUGAAUUGAAGAAAGCUAGAGAGCUCUUAGAUGAAGAAAGAUCAAAGUUGCAAGAAAAGGAAUUGCCUCCUAUAAAACCACCAAGACCAACUUCUACCGCUUCCGUUUCAAAUACGAUGUCCGCACCACCAGCAGAAAACAGUAGCAACAACCCCGGUAACAAAUAUGACUGGUUCGAAUUCUUCUUGAAUUGCGGCGUGGAUGUUAGUAAUUGUCAAAGAUACACAAUAAAUUUUGAUAGAGAGCAGCUCACUGAAGAUAUGAUGCCUGACAUCAAUAAUUCAAUGUUAAGGACUUUGGGUCUGCGCGAAGGUGAUAUUGUUAGAGUAAUGAAACACCUUGAUAAGAAAUUUGGAAGGGAAAAUAAUGCAACAAUUCCUACAAAUGCCACUGGGAACAUGUUUUCACAACCUGAUGGUUCAUUGAAAGCUGCUGCAAGUCCAGAAACCUCAUUACCUCAGCAAUUGUUGCCACAAACAACAAGUCCUGCUCAGACAGCUCCUUCCACAUCAGCUGAGACUGAUGAUGCUUGGACUGUUAAACCGGCUUCUAAGUCCGAAUCUAACUUACUUUCUAAGAAAUCAGAAUUUACUGGUUCCAUGCAGGAUUUGUUAGACUUACAGCCCCUAGAACCUAAAAAAACCGCUACCACGACACCUGAACCAAACUUAAAAGAUUUGGAACCUGUGAAAACUGGUGGCGCCACUGUUUCUGCCGCUCCAGCUUCGUCCGCUCCCGCUCCGUUGGAUCCAUUCAAGACUGGUGGUAACAACAUCUUACCUUUAUCUACUGGUUUUGUGAUGAUGCCAAUGAUUACUGGGGGUGCUAUGCUACCUAUGCAGAGAACCGGCGGCUUUGUCGUACCACAAACAACUUUUGGUAUGCAAUCACAGGCUACUGGUGGCAUCCUGCCUGUUCAAAAGACAGGUAAUGGGUUAAUUCCCAUUUCUAACACCGGCGGCGCUAUGAUGCCACAGACUACAUUUGGCGCAGCACCUACCGUCUUACCUCUGCAGAAAACGGGGGGUGGCUUAAUACCAAUUGCUACCACGGGAGGUGCGCAAUUCCCGCAAACUUCAUUCAAUAUUCAGGCACAACAACAGCUUCCAACAGGUUCAAUACUACCUGUGCAAAAAACUGCUAAUGGAUUAAUCUCAGCUAAUACUGGCAUCUCAAUGCCAGCUUUACAAAGAACAGGUGGCGCUAUGAUUCCACAAACAUCGUUUGGAGUUUCACAACAAGUUUCACAACAAGUUUCACAACAACUAACAGGUAGCGGAAUGAUGGCCCAACCUCAAAAUACAGGCAGCGUAAUGAUGCCUCAAACAUCUUUCAAUGAUCUGCCACAAAUUACCGGGGGAGCAAUGAUGCCCUUACAAAGGACUGGUGGUGCUUUGAAUACAUUCAAUACUGGCAGUGCCACGAUUUCACAGACUUCGUUCAACGCUCAACCCCAAAACACUGGAGGAUUCCGGCCACAAUCCCAAUUCGGUUUAACUCUACAAAAAACCGGAGGUAUUGCACCAUUAAACCAGAACCAGUUCACUGGUGGAGCCAUGAAUGCUUUCAAUACAGGUGGUGUUUUUCAACAACCACAACCACAAACAACGACUUCUUUCAAUACUGGUGGUGCCAUGCAACAACCACAAAUGAUGACUACUUUCAAUACUGGUAGUGCUAUGCAACAACCACAAAUGAUGACUACUUUCAAUACUGGUGGUGCUAUGCAACAACCACAAAUGACGAACACUUUCAACGCCGGCGGCAUGCAACAACCUCAAAUGAUGAGCACUUUUAACACCGGGGGCGCUAUGCAACAACCACAACAACAAGCAUUACAGAACCAACCUACUGGAUUUGGGUUUGGUAAUGGGCCUCAACAAUCGAGGCAAGCCAACAUAUUCAAUGCUACUGCAUCAAAUCCCUUUGGAUUCUAG